CUUCCUUUUGUCGUUUUCGGUAUUGAACCAGCGACCAGCAGCAGCGCGCAUACUAACUAAUCUGUGCCACUCCGCAACACUUUCUUUCGCAACGGUAUCAGGGCUACGACCAUAAGCAGACAGCAGAUUUUCCAACACACAACCGAGGCGAUUGAGUUGUUGGUUGGCAGUGACGGGUGGUAGUAGGUAGUACAUAGCCAACCCCGCCAGUAGACGUGCAACUCGCCAGCUACUACGUGUAAUCGUCGGCCACAAUUGUUAGCCAGAUCACAUUCGCUGCUGAACGCUCACGCGUGAGCAUCCCUGCACUGGCCUCACCGAACUCACUGGACUCGGUCGGCGCUGCCACAACGGCAAUCAGCCAUCAUUAUUGACAAGGCGCACAUGCACAUAGCAACGUGUUGUCAUUAAGUACGCGUGAAACGUACAACGUAUUGGGACGUGCACUUGCUGCUGCAGCCCGUUCGGCACGCGGUCAAUAAAAGCUCAAAUUCAUCUGAACGCACGUCGCGUACGGGCCGUACUCGGACGCGGAGGAUUCCAUUGGAAUUACUAAUCUGAAUUUGCCCAAUUCGGCAGACACAAAAUCGCAAGUGCCAACCGGAAGGCCACAGCCACAGCCAAAGCCAGACGCCGCCAAACCCUUACACGUUUCCUCAUCGCAACAAACGGCCUGGCCUCCCUCGCUACGCUUUCAACAAAAACAAAAAACAAAAAACAAAAAAAAUGGUAUCAGUGAAAAUUGAAAACUCGAGCGGUUUUGCAAAUCGAUUACUUCCGUGAAUAGUGCGAGUGUUUGUGAUAAUGUGAAUAAACGAAAUCAAUUUAAUUGAUGAAUAAAAUCCAAUCAGACACCAAAAGCGAAAAAGUGUUAAUGAUCAAAUUGCAGCUACAAACAAACAUACGGUACACAAAUUCUUGUAAAAUGUGCCCAGCGUAACUUUUUUGUGCAAAAGUGUGAAAAAAUCAAGUAAGCUUUGUCGAAAAGUGAGCAAAAAUUAAAAAUUUAUCAAUACAAAAUAUUUGCAUAGAAUGCAAAAUACAUAAGUCUGUACAUAUGUAUGUAUCAGUGUCAUAGAGAAUGCCAUUAUUAGCGGCAAAGAGUCAAAGUGCUAGCAACCAAAUAAGUACCUAAUAUUAUUGUACUAAAAAGUUAAACACAGAGGAUACUUGCCAUCCAUCCUUUCGUGCGGCCACAUUUUAAGGCAAUUCAGACAAUAAAACCAGAAAUUAAUCGACAUGUUGCCCUACCAAGCCGUUGCCAUGGACUAUGCUGGCUACCAGCGACAGCCUACGCCUGGCCAUCCGGGUAACCACAUGCCGACCAUGAGCUCGUUGGGCAUGCCUGGUGUGGCAGCCGGACCCUUCACACACUCAUGGCUGAUGCCGUCGCAAGACCUUUGUGCUAUGCCAUAUGGCAAAAUGCCGAACCAGCAUCAAGGCGGGCCUGGAAUGCACGGAGCACAACAACCCAUAGAACCCGGAAUUCUCGAGCUUCGAAAGGAAAAAUCUCGGGAUGCAGCGAGAUCACGGCGGGGAAAGGAAAAUUAUGAAUUCUACGAGCUGGCGAAAAUGCUCCCUCUACCUGCGGCUAUCACUAGCCAGUUGGAUAAGGCUUCCAUUAUAAGACUGACAAUAAGUUAUCUCAAACUAAGAGAUUUCUCUGGGCAGGGUGAUCCACCAUGGAGCCGUGAACAGUCGAGCAGUAGCAAAUUGAAAAGCGCUGCAAUUCGACGUAGUCCCGCCGUGGAUUUAUUCGAGCAACAUCAAGGCACUCACAUUUUACAGUCCCUCGAUGGAUUCGCAUUAGCCGUUGCUGCAGAUGGUCGAUUUUUAUACAUAUCGGAAACGGUCUCUAUUUACUUGGGUCUGUCUCAGGUGGAAAUGACAGGAAGUAGCAUAUUCGACUACGUUCAUCAGGGCGACCAUGCGGAAAUUGCCGAUCAACUGGGAUUAAGCUUAACUAACGGCGGCAUUGCUGGUGGUGGUAAUGGCAACGGCACAACUGGCCUGGCGUCGCCCACUUCAGGUGCGUCGGACGACGGCAUUGGCACUCACGGCACGAAUAACCCCGACGGUAAGUUCGACAAAAGGUCCUCUAUAAGGCACUUCCGAGUGAAUUUCAACCCCAUUCAAUUUGAAUUCAAUGUGACUUUGGAUGAAAUUCAUUCGGAAGUCGUCUUGUUGUUGUGCAAGCUGCGACCGCAAUACACGUUCUCACAUACACGAAAAUCGCAGCCACCCUUGUUGGGAAUGGUCGCGCUGGCUAUAGCCUUACCGCCGCCAUCUGUGCACGAGAUCCGUCUGGAAUGCGACAUGUUUGUUACGCGGAUCAAUUUCGAUUUACGAAUAGCGCACUGUGAACCAAGGGUAUCCGACUUGCUGGACUAUUCUCCGGAGGAUCUGGUCAAUAAGAGCAUGUACAGCUUGUGCCACGCCGAGGACGCUAUCCGGUUGAGAAAAAGCCACAUGGAUCUGAUCGAGAAGGGCCAAGUCCUUACAGGUUAUUUUCGGCUGAUGAAUAAGAAUGGCGGCUACACUUGGCUACAGACCUGCGCGACAGUUGUUUGCAGUACGAAAAACGCAGAUGAACAAAACAUUAUAUGCGUGAACUAUGUCAUUAGUAAUCGAGAGAAUGAGAAUCUCAUAUUGGAUUGCUGCCAGUUGGAGCCCAGUGUGGACUGUAUUAAGCACGAGGAGCUUGGCACUGAUAAGAAUUCAGGUUCACCAAGUGGCGAUGCCGCACCCGAAGGUCAAGCGGGAGUGGGAGGAGACACAAAAUCAUCAUCUCCCAAGACAGAUGGAGAUGGGCACCACCAGCGUCCCCGUGGGCGAAGUACGAACUCAGCGGCCAAUACCAGCGCCAACAGUUUAACGUUAGUGAAAGAUAGUCCAAAUUCUGUAAACGUCGAAAUGGAAAAUACGGCGAGUUCCUUGCCUGCAACUGUAGCUACACCAGUGAGUACGCCCAAUACAACAACAAAACGCAAACGAAAAUCCAAAGCUUCCAUGCAAAUGGAAGAUACCCCGGAAGUUAGUACGGUUAGUACACCGGUGGCAGAUUCACAGCCGCAAUCCAAAAUAGCCGCAAUGGAGCGGGAGGCACCGCGCAGCCGUCUGCCGUCAACGGUCGAGCAGAUGUCGCAGCCGCAGCAGCACGUUCAGCUCUCGCAACAGCAAUUGCAGCAGCCACAGCAACCGCAACAGCAGCAGCAACAACAUUCUGAGGCGUCAGUGAAAGAUUUAGAAAAUGCUAUGUCGAAACACCUGCCUUCGCCCGGAGUGAACGCCAGCGAGGCUACACCCGCUGCCACCGAUUUUAGCGCCGAUGCACUGUUGAAGCAACAACAACAGCACGAAAAAAGCAGCACAAUUCAAUGGAUCGGCACACCCCACUAUCAGCAGCCUGCCCCCAUGCCAGCCACCGCACUACUAAGGCAGCUGUACGCGAACCGCGAAAGCGUCAUUAGAGCAACCGCCAGACAAACACCAACGGGAGUAUUCUACGGUGACCAGCAAAGCGGACCCUUGCCCACGCCCCCAGGCAGUGAGUCCUCUUACGACAACCACCAAUACCUGCAACUUCACCCCGCUCAUCCGCAAAAGUCAUCGUCCGAUGCAUUCACGAACCUGGUAUCGACAUACGGCGGAUAUCACAGCUCCAUCGAUUACCACAACGCAAUGACCCCGCCCAGCUCAGUAUCUCCGCGGGACACCACCAACAACUUAAAUGCAACCAAGGCGACCUCACACAACAGCAACGGUUACGACUACAGUGAUCCACUACGCGUUCAAUAUGCAACACCCAACAAUGCCGGCGAGAGCGGCAGCACACCCGCCCUUCCCCUCAAACCUCAACCCUACUCAGCCGCGACGGCCACCAUGCACCAUCCGCACUCGUCUGCCGACCCCACCAGCAUCACCUACAGCAAUCUGGAUCAGCCACAGUACUUUGCUCCACAUUCCAGCUUCCAUUUGUACCACAAGGGUACACCAACAAGUGGCUGGUACUCGACACCGUCAUAGGUCAGCCUACCGGACUGCGAUUUGCAGCGGCAGUGUGGACAUCACCAAGAACAGUCCCUACAGCAAGCCCAGCUGCAUCCGAAAGAAGGCUGGGACAUUGUGGGUGCACUAGGCAAAGUUGCAAGAAUGUUCUUCAACGCCCGGAGAGGGAAUUAAAAGCGAUGAUGCGAUACGACGAUGCAAAAACUUUUUGGGUGGUGGCCCGUAGCUCCUCUUUAGCAUGCGCUCGGCCGGAAAGUAAUGAAUAAAUACAUACUUAUGUAGGCACAAACAUGAUUUGCCUAACAAGAUAAACACAUUCGUAUAUGCAUCCAUAAAAACAUACAUACAUACAGUCCCUCAAUGAAGUUUAGAAACAGCGAACUUUUUACAAUACCGGCAACUAUUUAUUAAUUACAUUUAUUUCUCGCUAUUUUUUUUUUUAAAUAU
Messenger RNA from Rhagoletis pomonella (apple maggot), 4455 nucleotides. RefSeq names its product protein trachealess-like. The coding region runs from base 1240 to 4026 and encodes 928 amino acids. The record is from RefSeq and is a predicted model, not a curated record. Gene Ontology annotation, molecular function: protein dimerization activity; RNA polymerase II transcription regulatory region sequence-specific DNA binding; DNA-binding transcription factor activity, RNA polymerase II-specific. NCBI's taxonomy places the organism in Eukaryota, Metazoa, Arthropoda, Insecta, Diptera, Tephritidae. Gene Ontology annotation, biological process: regulation of transcription by RNA polymerase II. The transcript has 8 exons.